UUAACCAUAAAGUCGCGUUAAGAAAACAUAAAAAAUAUUUUUCUUAAGCAAACGUUUGCGAAUAACUUCAGUUACUUUAAAGUUAUCAAACGAUGUGGAACGAAAAAUUAAUUUAAAAGAAAAAUAAAUAUAUUUUUGAACAAAACGCACAAAGAGAGCACGCAACAAAUUAACAAAAUUAAAUAUAAUUAUAAAUGGGCAGGCGCUUAAUAAACUAAUCUAAAUCAAAUUAAUAGAUUAAACGAUAAAAGCAAACACAUGGCUGAAAACGAUGAUACCGACUAUGAGGCGAAAAUCGAUUAUUUACAAAAAUGGUUUGAAGACAAUAAAAAACUACCAAAAAAAGUUGAUCGUCUUUUAUUGAAACGGUUCUAUCAGUGUAUGUAUGAAAAUGUGGAAGAUGCUCAAAAACUGAUUGAAAUCAAUUACUUAAUACGUAACAGUUAUCCGCAUAUAUUUUUGAAACGUGAUCCCAACGAUGCAAGCAGUCGCCAAACAUUUGAAUAUGCAGAUAUGGUGCCUUUACCGGGCCUAACGAAGGAGAAAUAUAAAAUCACUUUUUUCCGGCUAAAUGAUCCAGAUCCGAAAAAGAUGAACCACACUGAGGACACCAAGGGCUAUAUUAUGGUAACUGAUUGCCGUUUUUGUUCGCCCGAUCUGGUAAACGAUGAUAGCUUAUCCGAGGGUGAAGUUCAAAUAUUCGAUAUGACCGGUUUCAGUUUGAAGCAUGCGGCACGUUUUUCAAUGUCUUCGUUACGUAUUUAUAUGAAAUUUUUACAUCAAGCCUUCCCGGUGCGCAUUAAAUGCAUACAUAUGAUCAAUUGUCCGCCAUAUUUAGACAGAUUGAUAAGCGUUGUGCGUCCAUUCAUUAGUAAGGAAGUAUUUAAAUUGAUUUACUUCCAUACGGCUAGCAUCGACACCCUAUAUGAGCACGUACCACGCGAGCUAUUACCCGAUGAAUAUGGCGGUUCGGCCGGUAAACUAAGUGAUUUAAAGGCACAAUUUAUGCAAGUGAUGUCCGAUAAGAGGGAUUAUCUUAUGGACCCUAACUAUUGGAAAGUUGAGAGUUCUUAGUAUUUGUUAUCGCAUCUAGCACAUAUAGCCCUUCUUCCCUCCUCGAUGUUAUUAAAUUCAACUUUUACUAUAACUGUUAUCCAAUGUACUUACAAAAUAUAUUUUAAUUGUAACUAUAUGUAGGUGUAUGUUUCAAGCGAAAAGUUUUAUCAAGGUUUUAAUAAAACCACACAACACACAAAGGCAUCAGGUAUAUUAAAAAGUGUUAAAUAAAUUAA
Glossina fuscipes is the source of this 1292-nucleotide messenger RNA. RefSeq names its product alpha-tocopherol transfer protein-like. Lineage: Eukaryota; Metazoa; Arthropoda; Insecta; Diptera; Glossinidae. The transcript has 6 exons. Gene Ontology annotation, molecular function: phosphatidylinositol bisphosphate binding. The record is from RefSeq and is a predicted model, not a curated record. Bases 259 to 1074 code for a protein of 271 amino acids. Gene Ontology annotation, cellular component: membrane.